Messenger RNA from Aureobasidium namibiae CBS 147.97, 1386 nucleotides. Its product is annotated as small subunit of carbamoyl phosphate synthase. Gene Ontology annotation, biological process: 'de novo' pyrimidine nucleobase biosynthetic process; L-arginine biosynthetic process; L-glutamine metabolic process. Gene Ontology annotation, molecular function: carbamoyl-phosphate synthase (glutamine-hydrolyzing) activity. The coding region runs from base 1 to 1386 and encodes 461 amino acids. Gene Ontology annotation, cellular component: cytoplasm; carbamoyl-phosphate synthase complex. The transcript has 2 exons. Lineage: Eukaryota; Fungi; Ascomycota; Dothideomycetes; Dothideales; Saccotheciaceae. The record is from RefSeq and is a predicted model, not a curated record.
AUGAUCUCCGGCCUUGUCAAGUCUGCGGCCAUGAGACCCGCCUCCGCCAGAGUCGCCAAGCUCGGCAUGCAGGUCAGAGGUAACGCUUCAGUUGUCUCUGGCAGCCAGCGCGCUCCUCCUCUUCAGAACAGAAGAUCCACUGCACCCUCAUUCGAGCGUGCUACCUUCACUAUCAGAGAUGGUCCCAUCUUCCACGGCAAGAGUUUCGGUGCCAAGACUAACAUCAGUGGUGAAGCCGUCUUCACCACCUCUCUGGUCGGCUACCCCGAGUCCAUGACCGACCCCUCGUACCGUGGCCAAAUCCUGGUCUUCACCCAGCCCUUGAUCGGAAACUACGGUGUCCCCUCGUCCGUUAGAGACGAGUACGGCCUGCUCAAGUACUUUGAGUCGCCCAACAUCCAAGCUGCUGGUAUUGUCGUCGCCGAUGCCGCCCUCCAGUACAGCCACUGGACCGCUGUCGAGAGUUUGAGCGAGUGGUGCGCCAGAGAGGGUGUUCCCGCCAUCUCAGGUGUCGACACUCGUGCCAUCGUCACCCAUUUGCGUGAGCAAGGUUCUUCGCUCGGCAAGGUUGUCGUUGGUGAGGAGUACGAUGCCGACGAGGACGAGGCUUUCGAGGACCCUGGUAACAUCAACUUGGUGGCCAAGGUCAGCACAAAGGCUCCCUGGCACGUUGCUUCGCCCGUCGGCGACAUGCACGUUGCUCUCAUCGAUUGCGGUGUCAAGGAGAACAUCCUGCGCAGUCUUGUCGCCCGUGGAGUCUCGGUCACCUGCCUUCCUUACGACUACCCCGUCCACAAGAUCGCCAGCCACUUCGAUGGUGUCUUCAUCUCCAACGGCCCUGGUGACCCGACUCACUGCCGCACCACCAGCGACAACCUUCGCAAGCUGAUGGACUCUUCUCAGAUCCCCAUCAUGGGCAUCUGUCUUGGCCACCAGCUUGUGGCCAUGGCCAUUGGUGCUCAGACCAUCAAGAUGAAGUACGGUAACCGUGCUCACAACAUUCCUGCUCUCGACUUGAUGACUGGAAAGUGCCACAUUACCUCUCAGAACCACGGAUAUGCUGUUGAUGCCACUACCAUCCCCAGCGACUUCAAGGAGUACUUCAUCAACCUCAACGAUUCUUCCAACGAGGGUAUGAUCCACAAGCACCGUCCCAUCUUCAGCACUCAGUUCCAUCCCGAGGCCAAGGGUGGUCCACUCGACUCGAGCUACCUGUUCGACGCCUACGUCAACAGUGUCGCUCAGUACAAGAAGACUCAGUCCUCGCUCCACCCCAACAUGGCCAACCGCCCCAGCCCUCUGCUUGUUGACCUGCUCUCCAAGGAGCGUGUCGGUGUUGCUCCCGGUCUGCCUCUCUACCAGCACCCUGAGCCCGUCACUGCAUGA